Messenger RNA from Neospora caninum, 822 nucleotides. RefSeq lists its product as hypothetical. The coding region runs from base 1 to 822 and encodes 273 amino acids. NCBI's taxonomy places the organism in Eukaryota, Apicomplexa, Conoidasida, Eucoccidiorida, Sarcocystidae. The record is from RefSeq and is a predicted model, not a curated record. The transcript has 3 exons.
AUGGGAAACGCUCAGGGCGGGAGCGACAGCGCGGUCCUUCGGCAAGUUCAGUCUGAGUCGCUUCCGUGUGGUCCGCGGCGCCUCUCUUCUGGCCGCGACCCGUCAACGGCCGACCAGCCUGCGCCGUCUGGUCUCGCGAGCGCUGCACUCGCAGCCUUCGGAGCUUUCCAGAGACCGAGAGGAAGCCGAGACAGAGCAGAACGAAGCAUCGCACAGCAUGCUGGCUCAACCAUGUACAGACGACUUGAGCGCGAGAGAGUGCAGCUGCUUCGCGAUGCCUUCGAAGGGUUGAUUUUCCUCGCCCCUCAAGAGUACCGGAAUCUUCCUGCUUGCGCCGAGGGCGACAGCGCACCUCCCGCCUCAUCUUCGUCUCCCUCUGACGCGUCUUCUGCGCGCCAGAGAGUUCUACGAGUGCUGCCUUCCCAUCUCACCGAUUAUUCCAUGCUCGAGACGAAUUACGAUGGAUUCGUCUGGUACAUUGCUCUCGAGGGCGCUCCCGGCACGCUGUAUGACAAGGAAGUCUUUCUUCUUCGCUUCCGGUUUUCGCCCAAAUAUCCGAUAGAGGCUCCGGAAGUCACGUUCGUGCCGCCGUUCCUGCCGGUGCAUCCGCACGUCUACUCGAACGGACACAUUUGUCUCUCGAUCUUGUACGACUCUUGGUCUCCUGCGCUGGGCGUCAGCAGCUGCGGCAUGUCGCUCCUCUCCAUGGUCUCAAGUUGCCGCGAGAAGCAACGGCCGGCAGACGACGAUGCGUACUGCAAAUUCUGGGGGGCAAAGAGCCCCAAAAACGUCAAGUGGGUCUUCCACGACGACCGGAUCUGA